GCCACGACAGCGGCUGGAAAGGACAGCAGGCCGCACAGACCCAGGACAGCCGCACCGUGCAGCACCACACCAGAACAGAUGGCGCUGCCACCUCGGCCUACGCUGUUUGACUUCCAUGGAGUCUCCAUGACCAAAUACUUCACUGACAACUGGGACAACGUACAGAACUUCAAAGCCAGACCAGAUGAUAUUCUCUUAGCCACUUAUCCAAAAGCAGGAAACACAUGGGUGUCCUACGUCCUUGACCUUCUGUACUUCAGCCAGAUGUCAUCUGAACGUCAGGAGUCAGUCUCUCUCCAUGAGAGAGUGCCAUUCCUGGAGUUACAAAUGCCUGGGUUCCCAUCAGGAGUGGAUGAGCUGAAUAAGUUAACCACCUCUCCACGCAUUAUCAAGACACACCUGCCAGUCCAGUUCAUUCCAAAGUCUUUCUGGGAGCAGAACUCUAAGAUUAUCUACGUGGCCCGCAAUGCCAAGGACAGUGCAGUGUCCUACUUCCACUUUGAUCGCAUGAACAAGGUCCAGCCUGAGCCUGGAGACUGGAGCAGCUUCCUCCAGAGAUUCAUUGAGGGGAAAAUGGUGUUUGGUUCCUGGUACGAACAUGUGAGAGUGUGGUGGGAGAAGAAAAAGACCAGUUCUAAUAUCCUCUACUUGUUCUAUGAGGAUCUGAUUGAGAAUACUGAGCAAGAACUGAGUCGGCUGUGCUCGUUUCUGGGACUGUCUCCCUCCGAGGAGCUGAAGAAGCAAGUGAUAGAAAAAGUUCUGUUUGACAACAUGAAGAAAAACAAGAUGGUGAACGGCUCCAAUGAUGAAGUCUUUGACUUUAAGAUAUCUCCUUUCAUGCGCAAAGGAAAAGUUGGUGACUGGAGGAAUCAUUUCACUGUUGAACAGAAUGAACAAUUCGAUGAAGACUAUGAGAAGAAGAUGAAAAACACUGAUCUUGAAUUUCGCACAGUUUUGUAGUUGAUUACACUCAUUCUCAUCCUUGCCAUAAUGUGAAAUACACAAUCAAAAAUAAUAAACAACAUAUGAUAAUAAAGAGAUUUCAAA
Molecule: messenger RNA, 1047 nt
Organism: Thunnus maccoyii (southern bluefin tuna)
Lineage: Eukaryota; Metazoa; Chordata; Actinopteri; Scombriformes; Scombridae
Product: cytosolic sulfotransferase 3-like
Exons: 8
Coding region: 79-960 (293 amino acids)
Biological process (GO): sulfation
Cellular component (GO): cytoplasm
Molecular function (GO): sulfotransferase activity
Source: RefSeq, a predicted model, not a curated record